CACAUGACGUUCGCUCUAAUAUUGAUUGGUGUAGUUUAUAAACUGAACAAAUAUCAAGUUGAUUACAUAACACACAUGCUGCGCUUGCAAUGCACCAGUGACAGUGGUGCAGAACCUAGCCAAAGUAUGUUCAUCAUGUCUUGGUGCACAAUGCCAUAUAUUAUUUGAAAAUAUUGCACCUCAAGCAACUUCAAGCUAGCCUUCGCAAGCAGGUAUGUCGGACAAGGUGGCCAACAGCAGGACAGGAGGACUUGAUGGGGACGUGGAAGUGACUUCCAAAGCUGUGGAAGCUCACCCUACAACCACAAAGUCAUGGCAGACGGUCAACAAACGUUUGUUGCCUGUGAAAGGAUAUUAUUUUUUCUUCUUAGCAGCUGUCGGGGACCUGCUACCCUUCAUCUCCAUCUACAUGAAACAACUCGGCCUGUCGUCUGGAGAAACCGGCAUCAUCUAUGGAGUAAUGCCUUUCAUCGCCUUCUUCAUCCGACCACUGAUAGGAGCAAUGGCCGACCGCCUGCGGAGACACACCCUGGUGUUAAUGGCCUUCACCAUACUGACGGGGAUCCUGUACAUGAUGCUGUUGAUCGUACCGGCCAAGCCUCACUACGAGGAUGCAGUUCCUGUCAGGUUCAACAUCCACUGCAAUAUCAUAGACUCCUUCAUCAAAGACUGCCAGGAGUACAGAGACAACAAGAAUGAAUGCAGGCUCACGUUGUCGGAAUACGCCAAUUUGACUUCAAUGGAAAACGAAUCUAAGAAUGUAUCUGACGGUUCAUUGGGAUAUCAGAUUCUUAACAAUGGAAACACAAAUGCAGUUUCGGAUGACAUCACAUGCCGUGCCAAAUGUGGGUUCUCAAUGCCGGGAGCGUAUGGAUCGAAAGUUUGUUUUUCACGAGACAUUUCUUCUUACCAGAACAGGAAGUGUGUGCCCUUGUGGGUUAGCUCAACAUCAAAUUCUUACCUUGAAUUCAAUUUGCUCAAUGUAUCUGAUGUGAUGAUGCACGAAAUACAAAAAGACAGAAUCGCAGCCCCUUCACUGCAUUGCCGUGACUACGACUUAAAAUGGAUGCAGUACAACGGUAAAACCUUCUACCAGAUCACGUGUGACAAGGAAAGCGUUCUCCACUGCAAUGCUCUCUGUGACAGGAAUAUUGCCAACAGGUGUUCUGUGAAGAAAGCAAAAGAUUCAUUUGGAAAGACAUUCUGGGUAUUUUUUGUUAUCUACUUAAUCGGAAACAUAGCCUUUGCUCCUACAUUCAGCCUUAUUGACGCUAUUGUGUAUGACACUCUUGGUAAAGAGAGGCAUCGGUGGGGAUUUCAGCCCCUUUUUGGCACAAUCGGUUUCGCACUUUUUGCAAUUACUUCCACAUUCAUUAUGGACACUGUGAAGACCAAGAAAGAAGAAGUUGACUUCUCAUGGUCCUUUUACCUCUUUGGUAUCCUCUGUCUAAUAGCAGCAAUUGAUGCCAAGUUUCUCAUAGUCACCCCUGAUAUAUCCACAGGCAAGUUUCUCCGAAAUAUCUGCAAACUCUUCACAUACUUCCACAUUGUGGUGUACCUGUUUGUAGCCAUGUUUUUCGGGAUGUUGACAGGAGCCAUCGAAGGAUUCUUGUUCUGGUACCUCAAAGACCUUGGCAGCACUCAGAUCACCCUUGGGUUAUGUUUAGUGUUGAACUGUGUUUUUGAAGUGUUCUGUCUCUUUAUAUCAGGCUUUGUCAUCAAGAAGAUAGGUCAUAUUCCGUGUUUGUAUUUGGCGUGCUUGGCCUAUGCAGCUCGCUUCCUUGCAUAUUCCUUCCUCCAACAACCGUGGUAUGUCAUGCUGGUGGAGCCAGUCCAUGGCAUCACUUUCGGCAUCAUGUGGUCAGCUGUAUCAUCCUAUGCUAGCAUCAUCGCACCUCCAGGCAUGCAGGCAACCGUGCAGGGCCUUGUGGGAGGACUCCAUUUUGGAUUUGGUAAAGGUAUCGGAAGUCUAAUCACUGGGUACCUCUUCGAGCUUAUCGGAGAGAGAUGGACGUUCCGGGCGUUGUCCAUAUCAGCUGUGGUGCUGUUGAUUGUAUACUGUCUGCUGAACAAGUUUGUUUUGGAAUAUCCAUCAGUGAAAGAUGCAAGAGACGACACAACUGCUGAGGUGGAAGAAACAACAGAAGAUGGCCUGUCUGCUGCUCAGGAUCACCUGCUUAGUUCAGAUCCCUCAGCCAAUCAGGAGGAGUUUCAAUCUGAUGCAGCCAAUGAGAAAAAAGUUCAUGACCUCUAGACUGUUGACAGGAGCCUUCUGGGUGACAGUCUGUGUUCACAGAGUGAACUGUUGUGAAAAAGAAUAAAUUAAAGUUUUAUAAUAAUCAACUCUGCCAUGACAAAUACAUGGCACUAAGGCUGGAUGAUUAUUUGAAAGAUUUGUUUAUUUUAUUUAAACAUUUAAAUGAUUUUGCAUGAAAAUAUAUUCCCGGAGAAAAAUCAUGACAGUUUGACCAAAGCUUAUAAGUAUUCUCUAUUACAUUUCAUGACUGAAGUUUAUUUUGUGAAUGUAUAACACUCGAUGAUCUCCUUACAUAGGAAUUAGAAUGUUGGUAGGUAGUUGUUAUUUUUGUUGAAAAUGAUUCAUUUUGACAAGAUAAUUGUCAUUUUUAAAGGAUUA
Haliotis rubra (blacklip abalone) is the source of this 2635-nucleotide messenger RNA. Its product is annotated as major facilitator superfamily domain-containing protein 6-like. The record is from RefSeq and is a predicted model, not a curated record. Lineage: Eukaryota; Metazoa; Mollusca; Gastropoda; Lepetellida; Haliotidae. The transcript is spliced from 6 exons. Gene Ontology annotation, molecular function: transmembrane transporter activity. Gene Ontology annotation, cellular component: membrane. The coding region runs from base 215 to 2254 and encodes 679 amino acids.